AUGGAUUCAAGGGCCGAAGAGUUACUCACAGGUAUCCAAGGAGAUGCUAGUACAUACGAUGAUGUCCCAGCAGGUGCAUCAUGUCGUAUUUGUAGAGGAGAACACACAACAGAGAAUCCUCUGUUUCAUCCCUGCAAGUGCAAGGGGUCGAUCAAAUACAUACACGAAUCAUGCUUAAUGGAAUGGAUUGCUUCCAAGAAUAUUGACAUAACUAAAUCAGGUACCGUUGUGAAUUGUGACAUAUGUCAUUACCCUAUCAACUUCAAGACCAAAUACGCAGAAAACAUGCCAGAGAGGAUACCAAUGUCAUUGCUCUUGAAGAGAAGUUGUAUCUCACAUUUUUUUCGGUUAAAAGAGAUUAUUACGAUAGUACUGGCUGCUGUCUUGUUCCUGAUCGGUGUUCCCUUGACCUGGAAUUUUUUUGGUAAACUGUAUACUUUUAUUCUCGACAGAGAACUACCUUACAGGGAUGACUUCCUAAAGAGUAUAAUAUUCGGGUUUAGUUCUGCGCCAAUUAAAGAAGACAUAGAGUCCAGUAAUAUACUGCUCCAAAUGGUUUUGAAUUAUAGGUUCUCAAUAUUGCAGAUAAUCAUGGUAGUUAUUUUGCAUAUUAGUCUCUAUUUCCAGUAUGACAUGAUUGUUAGAGAAAGUGUUUUCAGCAAGAUGGUGUUUCACAAAAUUGGGCCUCAAUACACAAAGGAAGAGUUGAUUAAGAUUCAGUUGAAGGAAAGGUUCCCCAUGAUGGAUGAUGAAACGAUAGAAAACGUCGCCAAGAUUAUGAAGGGAAGAGAGGAAAUAAGGAAUUUAGCGCAGCAGGAGAAUAACCAUAAUAAUAACCCAGAUAAUGCAGACAAUGAGGAAGAAAGCGACGAUGAACAAGAAAAUGCGAAUCAGAAUGAAGAGCAGCCUGGUACUGAGAAUACAAAUGCAUUUGCUGAUGAAGCUGUAAAUGAAUCGCAACAUGAAAGCAAUGCUGGUUUGGAUUCUAGUUCUAUUUUGGCGGAACAAGAUUCUGCAACUGAGUCAGAAUCUGAAAGUGAGGUUGAAGAGCAAAUAGAGGAUAUUCGACCUCUUGAUGCAUUUGUACAUCACAGGGCACAAAAUGAGCUUGAUGAGUUAUUAGAUCAAAACUUACAAGCUGCUGCUGAUCAUCCAGCUGCAGGUCCAGAACAUAUUCCUGUACAGCCAGCUGCUCAAGUAUUGCCACAAGCUCCGGAACCAAUACCAGCCCCUCGGAUUGUGGACGAAGAGAUCGUCAAUGAUAUUGGAGACGCUAAUAAUCAAAUUCCGCAAGCACCUAUAAUUAUAAAUUUGAAAUUGAAACUAAUGAAUGUUAUUGCGUAUUAUAUUAUUGCUGUGGUAUUGAUUGCGGUUUAUCUAUCCGCAUCAUAUCUUCUACCAACUUUCACUGGGUUCGGUUUGUUGAAAUGCUAUGCUGGAUUAGUCAAAAUAUUACUUAGCGGGCUCUUUCAGCUUUGCUAUUUAUUGCAUUUGCCUCGAUUCUAUGCAACUUCACUGACAAAAAUUCCACAAAUGAAUGUUCUUGAUAGCAUGGUAAAGGAAAACAUCAUUGCAUCAUGUGUGAAAAUUUAUCAGUCAUAUAACACCAAUGCCAUGAAAUCAUCAGUAAUAUUAAGAAGUGUGCCAGCACUGGUAUCUUAUACCACAACAAUUUCACUGAUCAACAUCUCAUCCGAAUUAAUAUGCAAGGGAUUUGGCCGCGAGAAUGGAAUGAAAAAUCGUUCUAGAAGAUUUAUUUUUCAGAUUUUGUUCGCUAUCAAAUGCACUUUUAAAGUAUUCAUUCUGUUUUUCAUUGAAUUAGCUGCCUUCCCUGUUUUAACAGGACUUAUGCUUGAUUUCUCAUUGUUUUGUCCUAUAUUGAGACCUGGCGAAAUUUUUUGGGCUCCACGGCUCUGUGAAGACUGGCCACCUUCUAUUUUCUUCCUCUAUUGGGGUGUCGGAACUUUGUAUAUGUACUGGUUUGCGAGAUAUAUUGGAAUGAUUAGGAAGCAUAUUAUCCGUCCAGGUGUUCUCUUUUUUAUCAGAUCUCCCGAUGACCCAAAUAUUAAAAUCUUACAUGACAGUUUAAUCCACCCUAUGAGCAUACAGAUAUCAAGAUUAUGUUUAUCAAUGUUCAUCUAUGCGGUUUUCAUAAUCGUCGGGUUUGGAUUCCAUACAAGGUUCUUAUUUCCUGUAUUGAUGAAGUCCAAGAUGCUGACCAUUCAAAAUGGCUUUCUCCAUCAUUUUGGUGUGGACUCAAUGAACCCAAAAUGGGAAAUUUCUGUUUAUCCAUGGCCAUUUUAUAUUGCGAAACAAGUGAUUGAAUCAACUUCAAGUGUCAAAUUAUACAUCAGGAAAUACUGGACACGCGUCUUUGAUGUAUCUUCGAGAAAGCUGAGAUUGUCAUCAUUCAUGUUGAACAACGACAUUCCUACCGAAAGAGGUUGUAUUUUAUAUAGAAAUUGGUUUUACAGGUCUUUCGCGAGAAGAAAGGCACAAUGGUCCAAUUCAGAACUCUACACUUCACCAAAAACUGCAAGCCGCGCAGCUCAAUUGUUUAAGGAAAACAAAGCAGUUCAUGCAUACUUUAUCCCAGAUGGGAUACUGAUGCGUGUCCCUUCUUCUGACAUAAUAUCUAGAACUUAUGUCCAAACAUUGUUUGUUCCCGUCACGAAAGAUGACAAACUGCUAAAACCAUUAGAUUUACAAGCCAUUGAGGAAAAAAACACAAGAAAUGCCGGUGAAUUUGGCUAUUUGGAUGAACAAAAUACAGAAUAUGAUGGUUACUCCAUUGUAUACACUCCGCCUAAUUUCCGGUCAAGGUACAUUCUAUUGCUUGUAUUUGUAUGGCUAUUUGCAUCUUUACUGGUGCUCACUACUACGUUUGCCUCGCAGUUUACAUUCACUUUAAUUGCGGCCAUACUCGUUUUCCCGGCAUACAUUUUCGCUUACGUUUUAGCUAACGUUUUCCUGGUCAAAUCUCCUUCAAAAAAACAUUACGAGGUGUUCUACAAUGGUUACAUUACUGUGAUUAGAUCUAAUUUUCAACAUCUAGACAUAUUUUUUGUUUGCUUUGGGGCAAUAGCGCUCGCUUUGAUGCUAGAAAGAUAUCAUCAGCUCUCAAUGUCAAGAAUCAAACUGGAGGAACAUAUAGUACCUGUGGCAAUUGAUGGUGAAGAGUUUGAAGUAGAAAACCUGCACAAUGAGCGCGUUGACAAUCAUAGUGAGAAUCAAAUUGAAAGUUGGGGCACAAUUCUCAAACAUGUCUUGAAUAGAGAUGAAAUCAAAGUGGUUCUCUAUCUAACCAUCAUGGUCAUCAUGGUCUGGCUCAACAGUUUAGGAGUAAUCGUGAACAUGGAACAAUUGUACUUUAUACAGGGCUAUUUUUUUCACGAUACUUUCAAAGGGUACAGAGGCGUGUUCAAUGGAUUUUGGAAUCCCAGCUCACUUCAAACUAAUGCGUGUUUCACACUGCUUAGUAUCCAUUUCAUUUACACACAGGGCCUAAAUUUUGCUGCAAACAGGAACCGUUCCUUUUUUCCACUUUUUAGGUAUUUACUGAAGGAAUCUCUUAGAAAAUUGAAAUUCAUGCUGUAUACAACUAUGCCAAUAAUAGUCUCCUGGCUGGCCUGCUCUACUUUGGAGUAUCUCUUUCAUCGAGAAAGGUAUACUACUUUUGGGGCUCCUCUGGUAUUUUUGUGGCGUUACAGAUUAAAAUCGGAAUUCGAUCAUAUUGAGUGGACUUUUCCGCAACAUUUGUGUUACUUAUCUGUAACAGCCAUUUUGGCUACUUUUGCUAUUUCUCACCUGGUCAAAUUCGUUAAGAAAUGGUUCGGAGAUGCCACUCAAAAUGUAAAGGAUGAAGUAUACGCCCAGGGAAGAUCCCUUGAAAAUUUCACAAAUGAUAAUUUUUGA
Messenger RNA from Zygotorulaspora mrakii, 3915 nucleotides. RefSeq names its product E3 ubiquitin-protein ligase SSM4 (gene SSM4). Gene Ontology annotation, cellular component: endoplasmic reticulum membrane. The transcript has a single exon. The record is from RefSeq and is a predicted model, not a curated record. Gene Ontology annotation, molecular function: zinc ion binding. Lineage: Eukaryota; Fungi; Ascomycota; Saccharomycetes; Saccharomycetales; Saccharomycetaceae. Bases 1 to 3915 code for a protein of 1304 amino acids.